UUAGUCGGUGAUGAUGACUUCACCGGCCUCAUCAGCAUGUUAGUGGUGAGACUUCUGUCAAAAAUCCAAACCCAAACGGAUCUGUACCCAACUGACGUCACACGCACGUCACAAGACCUGAUUCCAAAAGUUAUAGCUGCCUUCUGUGCAUGGUCAGGCUGCUCUGAGACCCAAGCUUAUCCCAAGAACCUGAAGAGUCACAAAGUAUACAGCACCGUCUACAAACAUCUGUUGAAGGAGUUUGGCUCAGAGAAAAUACUCCAACUGGCUGUGUCGACUCAGGACUCGACAUUCAAUAGGAUUCUUGUGAAGUCAUUGAGCAAGGAGCUUCUCCACAGUUGUAACGAGGCAUCAAGAGCAGCCUCAAGAACAUCUUUCGAAGCCACCAGGCCAGAAGCUCUUCUCAUGGCUAAAGAUGUGAAGGCUACCAGAGGGAAGCUGUCUUUCCUACAAAGGCUUGCCAGACUGAAAUUCGACUUGAAGCCAUUCAUGAUGGGAAACAAGAAGGAUUCCAAGAAGAAUUCCCGCCAUUCUGAAUCCAAAGACCAGACUACUGCUGAAGAUAUCAUGUUGGCACAUCCUGGACUCCCAGAGGGUCUUCCCUCCACCUCUCAACAGGAGAAGCCUCGCAAACGUCCCCUUCUAAUCAGGAUGUUUUCCACCAUCUCCAUAGGCCUAUCCAAGCCAUUCAAACAGUUUUCAAACUUUUCCCUUCGACAUCAACAAACGACGCACGGGCUGGUCCUGCAGACUCCCACGCCCAUGGCCCAGGAGAAGGCUGGGGGCCACCUGCUCACUCACGUCCCAGCCAUCUCCUUUGAGACCAACUCUACUGUGGAGUGCACCUCCAAGGGGACUCUUGAAGAGAGGGACCGGGUGAAGGUUAAACUGGCCAACAUGGCCUUGAUGGGAAGGAUCAAAAAGUCUUGGCUGUGAAAUGCCCAUUAUGUGUGAUUAUCGAAUUUAUAAUCUUCCACUUUUGAAACAACAAUGGGAAAGACAGGGUUUAUAGCAAAGGUUGCUCAGAUUGGGCUUUUGGAAAAAUUGGGAGAAUGAAAGUGCACUCCUGAUUCAGAGAGAAAGAUCCAGCUUAAUCAUCCAUACCAUUGUUUAAAUUACAAUAAAAAAACAUUCAAACUGUUCCUGAGUUUCGAAAGACAGAGAAAGGAAAACAUCCUUAUCUUCAGGCUGUUCACACCUGUUCACACAAGUCCUACUGUCCACAAUCUCAGGGUUCUUCAAUACAAACACACCUGUUUCAGAAAACCUUUUCACUUUCACAUUCGAUCAAUGUUUGUAGGAUACUUUCAAUAACUCAAUAAAUGUAAGUGUUGGAACCAUACAUAGCUGGUAACUUGAGCUCGGCAGAGUAGUUUUGACCUGUGUCCAGAUGCAGUCAUUUAUGUUGUCUAAAGGCAAUUUGUCUCUUAUAACAAUGUUAUUUUUCUGAAUAAUCUAAUUGAAUUGACUGGUAGGUAGUCACUAACUAUUUGUAGCAUGUGUUCCUCCGUUUAUUGAUAUUUGCAUGGUGUGUAUGUGUUAAGCUGUUAAGUAAUUAAUGUUUAUAUUAUCCAAAGGGUGUUUAACUGAAAUGUUAAAUGUUGGUGUCUCGAUCUCAGACAUUUGCGCUCAUAUGGCAGAAUCAAACAGUAUUGGAAUAGUAUUGGAAUAGUGACUUGUAAUUUUGCAUCUAGAAGUGUAAGAAUUUUAGAAGAAUGCUAUUUCAUCAGUCAAAUGUUGCACUGUUUGAUAAGACAGGGUAAAGAAAACCUCCAUUUUAAUGAGUUUAGUUGUGAGUUUGACAUUUUACCACAAGAAGUCACUAUAAUACUAUACGUUAUCAAACAGGGUUGUGCUGAAAAUCAAAUGAACCACA
Molecule: messenger RNA, 1876 nt
Organism: Oncorhynchus gorbuscha (pink salmon)
Lineage: Eukaryota; Metazoa; Chordata; Actinopteri; Salmoniformes; Salmonidae
Exons: 4
Coding region: 37-936 (299 amino acids)
Source: RefSeq, a predicted model, not a curated record